Messenger RNA from Saccostrea cuccullata (small rock oyster), 2340 nucleotides. RefSeq lists its product as uncharacterized. Bases 105 to 1838 code for a protein of 577 amino acids. Gene Ontology annotation, biological process: protein polyubiquitination; negative regulation of translation; proteasome-mediated ubiquitin-dependent protein catabolic process. Gene Ontology annotation, molecular function: translation repressor activity; zinc ion binding; ubiquitin protein ligase activity. The transcript has 2 exons. NCBI's taxonomy places the organism in Eukaryota, Metazoa, Mollusca, Bivalvia, Ostreida, Ostreidae. The record is from RefSeq and is a predicted model, not a curated record.
UUGAUUAGAUGAUUUUGUAUGAAAAUGAUAUUUCCUUUUUUAAUGUUUUCAUUUUAAUUUCUUUUCAGGAAAUUGAUUUCUUAGAGACCUAGAAAUUCGACUACAUGGCAUUGAAAAGUUUUAGCACUCAGUGUAAGCAACGGCAGUGUUUUCAGUGUAAGGGGGACACAGAAUUCUACUGUAAAACUUGUGAUUAUGAAUUAUGUCUACAGUGCAAAGAGAGACACAUUAAUUUAUACAUCAAAGACCAUGAUCUUGUGCUGUACCGUGAGAAAUACCAAAGUCUAACAAAGCAAGAAAGCUGUGAGAGACAUCCAGACAAAUUAUAUGAUAGAUACUGUCUUUCAUGUGAAGUCCCUGUCUGUGUUAAAUGCAAAGUAUACAGAAAUCUCAAAAUGUUACCUUUUUCAUUCCUGUUGAAUAAACACAGAAAACACGAAAUGCUGGAUCUAAGUACAGCCUAUGAAACAAACCGUCGAAAAUACAGAGGAAUCAUCCACAAAAUGAGAAGUGACAUAAUCUACAACAGCUGUCAUCAUCUGACAAGAAUAAAAACUGAUUUGAAAUUUUUUCACACCUGCAACAUUCAAUCAGAGAUGUCGGUGAAAGCCCGUAGACUGAAGAAUCUCAUUGAUAAUGAUGUGAAAAGUAGGAUUAAAAGUUUAAAGAUUCAAAAACCGCAAAUAUAUGAAAAACAGAUCCGUAAAUUGAAAAGACACAUCUAUAGAACAGAAAACUAUGAAUAUAAAUUUGAACAGUCAGUAUACAAACCUAUUAAAUUUCUCUUAUUUCUUAAGAAAACCACUGUCCCAAAACCAAAACAAAAUCCUUUUCUUACCCAUCAUUUUAUACUCUCUCUGACUGAGAAAAUAAACAGGAAAGAUGUGAUUACAUUAUUGAGUGAAAUCCAGCUUACAGAAACAGAAAAAAGACAGGUAGGAAUUGACUCUGUGUUGAAGCUGAUGUUUACACCUGUAUUGCAUAAAUCUAUGACAGUAUUAAGUCUUGAUGAAAUAAGACACAUUUCCCGUGAAUCUUCAGACCGACUCUGGAUCAGUGACAGGAACAAUAUCGUCCUUAUCAACACAGCGGAUGAUAACAUUCAUCAACAGGAAGAAAUAGGUACUUCGUUUGGAGGGCACACAGUGGACAUUAAAGGUGAUCUUAUUUAUAUAGACAGGAAUUUGAACAUAAUCAAGCUAUCACAAGAUAACAGAUCAAAGUCUAUACUAAUAAAACAAACAGAAAAUUGGAUACCACUCUGUGUCUUCUGCUCCCCCUCCACUGGACUGCUGGUUGGUCUGCGAGAUGUUCGACAAACAGGUAAGGUAGUCCGUUACGAUUACAAAGGAAAACACAUACAUACCAUACAACACGACGAUAAAGGUCAGGCAAUGUAUGGAGAUCCUUACUACAUCACAGAGAACCGCAACGGAGAUGUUGUUGUGUCUGACUGGCCCCAUGCUGUAGUGGUGACAGAUCGUGGAGGAAGACAUCGCUUCUACUACAGAGGACACCCUCCAUCGUCAGGAAUAUUACCACAAGGAAUUUGUACAGGCGCAAUGUCAAACAUUCUUGUGUGUGAUGCUCUUACCGACGCAGUACAUAUGAUUGACCAGGAUGGUCACUUUUUGUCACUGAUACUUAAUCAGCAGUUACAAGGGAUAAACCCACCAUGGAGCCUGAGUUAUGACAAACACACUUGUCUUCUCUGGGUUGGAUAUAGGACCAACAACCGAUUUUGUGUUUACAGGUACAUAAACGGACAGGACUACUUACCAGGAAAUAGUUUUCUGAGAGACCUAGAUCCUCGACUCUAUGGACUUGAAAAGAUUUAGCACUCAGUUUAAGGACCGGUAGUGUUCUCAUGAAUUGUGUCUACAGUGUAAAGAGAAGCAUGUCAUUAAUCUACAUUUUCAAAUACCAUGAUCUUGUGCUGUACAGUGAAAACUACGAAAGUCUAACAAAGCAAAAAAGCUGUGUAAGACAUCCAGACAAAAUAUAUGAUAAACAUGUCUUUCUUGUGAAGUCCUUUUCUGUGUUCAAUGCACAGAAUACAGAAAUCUCAGAAUGUUACCCUGAGAUUAAGAGUGUAAGAAGUACAAUUCUGUUUACUGUAAAUGUAUUACAUUUGGCGUGUACGAUAUUUGGCGGAAAUUCAAUUUUCAACAAGUUAACAUAGAUAUGAUUUAGCGCUAUCUGAAUGUGCUAGUUAUAAAUGUAUAAUAUUCAAGACAUUUAGCGAUCUACUUGAGUUAGAAGACUGCUUUCCGCCAAAAUCGCUAAUUAAGGGUCCUUUUCUCGUGACAGCAGUCAUAUGUUUAUACAUGUAUUAUGUUA